This is a messenger RNA of Phycomyces blakesleeanus NRRL 1555(-), 1260 nucleotides long. RefSeq lists its product as hypothetical. NCBI's taxonomy places the organism in Eukaryota, Fungi, Mucoromycota, Mucoromycetes, Mucorales, Phycomycetaceae. The transcript is spliced from 14 exons. Gene Ontology annotation, molecular function: MAP kinase activity; ATP binding. The record is from RefSeq and is a predicted model, not a curated record. The coding region runs from base 1 to 1260 and encodes 419 amino acids. Gene Ontology annotation, cellular component: cytoplasm; nucleus. Gene Ontology annotation, biological process: intracellular signal transduction; protein phosphorylation.
AUGCCAUACCAUUCAUUUCCAUCCCACAAUCAAGAGUUCAUCGUAGAUGAAAAAUACACAUUCGAGAGAGAGAUUGGUCAAGGUGCCUAUGGUAUUGUUUGUUCUGCUGUAAAUACAUAUACUGGUCAAAGGUGUGCAAUAAAAAAGGUCUGCAAACUGUUUGAAAGACCAAUUUUGACCAAGCGAGCUCUGAGAGAACUGAAAUUACUUGAACAUUUUAAUGGACACAAAAAUAUCAUCGGGCUCUUUGACGUGGAUAUCGUUGAUCCAAAGAAUUUCAAUGAACUCUAUCUUUACCAAGAGCUUAUGGAAAUUGACUUACAUCAAAUCAUUCGGUCCGGACAAAAGCUGUCUGAUGAUCAUUUCCAGAGCUUUAUCUAUCAGACCUGCUGUGGACUGAAAUAUAUUCACAGUGCAAAUGUUCUCCAUAGAGAUUUGAAGCCAGGAAAUCUUCUUGUCAAUUCAGAAUGCGAACUCAAGAUAUGUGAUUUUGGAUUGGCUCGAGGCUAUGUUGACUCAACAAAGGCCGGAAGUGCAGGCUUCAUGACUGAAUAUGUAGCAACCCGUUGGUACAGAGCUCCUGAGAUUAUGUUGAGUUUCCAAAACUAUACCAAAGCCAUUGACAUUUGGUCAGUUGGGUGUAUAUUUGCAGAAUUAUUGGGAGGAGACACUUUAUUCAGAGGAAGAGACUAUGUUGACCAAUUGAACCGAAUUCUUUUUGUUCUUGGCACUCCUGAUGAUGAUACCCUGGGUCGAAUAGGCAGUGAGCGUGCUCAGAUAUACAUACAAAGCUUGGAAAAAACAGAAAAGAUUCCUUUUGCUAAAAUGUACCCAAAUGCUACACCUUUUGCGUUGGACCUUCUCGAACGUCUAUUGACGUUUGAUCCAAUGAAGAGAAUUGAAGCCGAAGAAGCUUUGGAGCAUCCUUACCUUGCCGUACACCACGAUAUCACAGACGAGCCUGUACACCCUCAAACCGUUGACUUUUCUUUUGAAUCCUUAAAUACCACAGAGGAAAUGAGAGAUACAAUUAUUUAUGAGGUCCAGGCAUUUAAAGCCAAGAAGAAUAACCUUCGACUUGACACCAGAGGGUUGAGGCGCCAGGGAAGUAUAACAGCCAUUACACCCGAUCGAGUCAGAUCUGAUCGGUCAGAAAAACACUCUAGAGACAAUCAAUCGGGCUAUUCAGACGCAGCCAUCCAAAGCCCUUUACCAAUCGAUCCAAAACUGGAAAGAGAUCUCAGUGGAAUGAAUUUUUGA